AUGUCUUCAUUGAGGAGAAUUAAUAAGGAAAUAAAGGAUUUAGGAAGAGACCCACCAGCUUCAUGCUCUGCUGGUCCAAGUGGUGAUGAUCUUUAUCUCUGGGAAGCUUCGAUCAUGGGCCCACCAGACUCUCCAUACGCCGGUGGGGUGUUCUUUUUAACCAUCCAAUUUCCAACUGACUAUCCUUUCAAACCACCAAAGAUCUCAUUCACUACUAAGAUCUACCACCCUAAUAUCAACUCCAACGGUAACAUUUGUUUAGACAUCUUGAAGGAAGAAUGGAGUCCCGCCUUGACUGUAUCCAAAUUGUUAUUAUCUAUCUGUUCAUUAUUGACCGAUCCAAACCCAGACGAUCCUUUGGUUCCAGAAAUCGCUAAUGUUUACAAGACUGACAGACAGAAGUACGAAACUACCGCCAAGGAAUGGACAAAGAAGUAUGCUAUUUGA
This is a messenger RNA of Saccharomycopsis crataegensis, 447 nucleotides long. RefSeq names its product E2 ubiquitin-conjugating protein. Gene Ontology annotation, biological process: protein polyubiquitination. Gene Ontology annotation, molecular function: ubiquitin conjugating enzyme activity. Gene Ontology annotation, cellular component: nucleus. The record is from RefSeq and is a predicted model, not a curated record. Bases 1 to 447 code for a protein of 148 amino acids. The transcript is spliced from 2 exons. NCBI's taxonomy places the organism in Eukaryota, Fungi, Ascomycota, Saccharomycetes, Ascoideales, Saccharomycopsidaceae.